GGGACUCUAUAUAAGCUACGAUCACUGGAAGACGUGAAAGACAUCCACACCUGAGUGAGCUCUAUCCUCUGUGAAGACUCUCUGUCAGAAAGGAAAGAAACAAGGAACCAGAGGAAGAGGUAGUCCUGCUCACAAACAGCUCCGAGGCCUAGUGACUAACUUGACAUGUUUUUUGGUCUCCCACGUACUAUUUCAGGAUACAUUCGCUACUUGCAGACGUCAGCAGUGCAGACUGUGAUCUACAGGGCUCACGAUCUUGUAGUGCCGAGGUUGGCUGUUGUUCUGGGUGCUUUGGGGUUUGCAAUGUCCGGAUACAGCUCUCGCCAACUCACUAUUCACCACCGACCCUCCACUAGCAUCCUUCAUUGGCUGUCCAAACCCGCCAUUAAUGUUGAGAGUCCAGGAUCCCCUUCAGCCCGAGCCCGUAAGGCUCAAGCCAAUGCUGCCAUGGCAUCCAUCAAAAAAGAUGAAGAGGAUCAACCAAACAAAAACACAGGUGGCAUCGAGCAGCCUGUGAAGACGGCAACUGCCGUAUAAAGAAAAAAACAUUUGCCAUACAAGGUCUUACUGGGUAAGAUGGAGCAUUAGUCAAUAAUUUAGUCAGGGAAUGUGCCUUUGUACAAGAAAGCCGGUUUGCCCUGAUUAGUUUUUGUUUAUUUAUGAGAUCGGCUACAGUUGCACAAAGGAUUCAGCAGAUCUGUAUUAAUGUCCAACUGUUGGUCAAAAUAUUGAAUUGACAUGUUUGUGAAAAUUACUUGAAUUUUUUUUUUUUUUUUUUAAUCUGUUUAAAAAUACAGGCAUAUGGUUUGAUGAUGUCAUGCUUAGGCAAUGUCACUGGUAAAACAACAUUGUGAAUUGUGACAUCCUGAUGACUGUUCUUAGAAAUGUAUUUACAGUAACAAUAUCACCCUAUGACUGGGAUGUUCCUAAGCUAAAUUGUUUCCUGAAGAUUAGUCCACUGAGUUUAUUUACUAGGGCUUGUUAAUGAGAUGUGGUAGAUUAACCUGUUAUACGUCUUACAGAGAGAAUGUGGCAUUAAAAACAGUCGUAUAUUGCACACAGCAUUAAACUACAUGCACACAACUGGGAGGAUUGUUCUGAUAUAUUUUGUUAUUAAUGUUUUUCAAUGCUUAUUUUAGUUUUUAUAUGGCUGCAGUCUUGAUAACUCUAUCUUAAAAACAAGAAAUGCAAACUAUUGUGUAAAUUUAGCUGUGUACACAUUUACAUUUUAUAUGCAAAUAAAGAAUUAAC
Molecule: messenger RNA, 1251 nt
Organism: Pimephales promelas (fathead minnow)
Lineage: Eukaryota; Metazoa; Chordata; Actinopteri; Cypriniformes; Leuciscidae
Source: RefSeq, a predicted model, not a curated record